CGUAGUUGUGCCUUGGUUUUGCAUUGCACGUUUCUUUCCUCACUUUCUUCUUCUUCCUCCGCUUCUCCCUACUUUCUCUCUCUCUCUCUGAGUCUCUCUUACGUUCUUCUUCCUCCUUCUCUCUCUCUCUCACUCCCUUAAUAACGUCGCGCGUCUCUCCUUUUCAACCAUCAUACAACUCUUCUUCCUCUCUCUCUCUCUCUCUCUCUCAAUCCGUUUCUCGAAAAAUUCUCAGCAAUCUGCAGCAGCAUGAACGUCAUGUUUGCUGGCUUUUGAGUUUGUUACUAGAGUUUUGUCUCAAUACCAAAGAAGAUAAGACUUUUUGAGGUCCUUUGACUUCAGAUUCUUCUGAAUCUCCAAAUGCUAAGUUUCUCUAGAGCCAGAAGCCAAGGAAGAAACACAAGACCUCUUACAGGAGGGAUGGAUUAUUUGGAACCGAAAAGGAAGAGCAAUGUCAUGGGCAGGAUUAUAUUGGUAGCUUCUCUUACAGCUUUAUGCAUUCUUAUGCUCAAGCACGCACCGAGUUUCACAUCCCCAACCGCGUUCUCUCGUAGCGAGGAAGGAGUGACUCAUGUGUUAGUCACUGGUGGCGCUGGAUAUAUCGGAUCACAUGCUGCAUUGAGGCUGCUAAAGGAUUCAUACCGUGUAACCAUUGUGGACAAUCUUUCUCGAGGGAAUCUUGGAGCAGUCAAGGUUUUACAGGGAUUGUUCCCAGAAGCUGGGAGGCUUCAAUUCAUUUAUGCCGACUUAGGAGAUGCCAAAGCUGUCGAUAAAAUCUUCACAGAGAACGCGUUUGAUGCUGUUAUGCAUUUUGCCGCUGUAGCAUAUGUUGGAGAGAGCACCCUAGAUCCUCUAAAGUAUUACCACAACAUUACAUCAAACACAUUAGUAGUUCUUGAAGCUGUGGCUAGACAUAAAGUGAAGAAGUUGAUAUAUUCAAGCACAUGUGCCACUUAUGGAGAACCUGACAAAAUGCCUAUCACUGAAAUUACACCACAGGUCCCGAUCAACCCUUAUGGAAAAGCUAAGAAGAUGGCUGAAGAUAUGAUCCUUGAUUUCUCCAAGAACUCUGACAUGGCGGUCAUGAUCCUAAGAUACUUUAACGUGAUCGGUUCAGACCCAGAAGGUAGACUAGGAGAAGCUCCAAAGCCCGAGCUACGAGAACAUGGACGAAUUUCAGGUGCUUGUUUUGAUGCAGCUCGUGGCGUGAUUCCAGGCCUGCAGGUCAAAGGAACAGACUACAAAACAGGAGAUGGAACCUGUGUCCGUGACUACAUAGACGUUACUGAUCUCGUAGAUGCUCACGUGAAGGCUCUCGAGAAAGCUAAGCCAAGAAAUGUGGGAAUCUACAAUGUAGGUACCGGGAAAGGAAGAUCGGUGAAGGAGUUUGUGGAAGCUUGCAAGAAAGCGACAGGAGUAGAUAUCAAAGUAGAUUUCUUGCCUCGACGACCUGGAGAUUACGCCGAGGUUUACAGUGAUCCAGCUAAGAUUCUGAGAGAUCUUAAUUGGUCUGCUCGUUUCACUAAUCUUCAAGAAAGUCUUGAAGUUGCUUGGAAGUGGCAAAAGACCCAUCCCCAUGGAUAUGCUUCUUCUUAAAAGACAAACAAAGACAAAAGUGCUCUAAUUUUUUUUUUUGCAUAAUCUUUUUUGAGAGAUUAGCUUAUAGAAAGGAACUGAUUUAUAUCACAGACUUUAUACAGUUCAAUAAUUAUAUCAUGGUUAUUUAAUACAAUUUAUGUAAGAAUUAAUCAGUGUAUAGUCAUUUUAUACCUUCAUUUACCAUUUUGCUUCCUCUCAAAACUC
Messenger RNA from Eutrema salsugineum, 1803 nucleotides. Its product is annotated as probable UDP-arabinose 4-epimerase 3. The transcript has 10 exons. NCBI's taxonomy places the organism in Eukaryota, Viridiplantae, Streptophyta, Magnoliopsida, Brassicales, Brassicaceae. Gene Ontology annotation, molecular function: UDP-glucose 4-epimerase activity. Gene Ontology annotation, biological process: beta-D-galactose catabolic process via UDP-galactose, Leloir pathway. The record is from RefSeq and is a predicted model, not a curated record. The coding region runs from base 361 to 1596 and encodes 411 amino acids. Gene Ontology annotation, cellular component: cytosol.